Messenger RNA from Oncorhynchus nerka (sockeye salmon), 3351 nucleotides. It is a transcript of the gene capn3b, whose product is annotated as calpain 3b. The coding region runs from base 258 to 2564 and encodes 768 amino acids. The record is from RefSeq and is a predicted model, not a curated record. Gene Ontology annotation, cellular component: cytoplasm. The transcript has 23 exons. Lineage: Eukaryota; Metazoa; Chordata; Actinopteri; Salmoniformes; Salmonidae. Gene Ontology annotation, molecular function: calcium ion binding; calcium-dependent cysteine-type endopeptidase activity. Gene Ontology annotation, biological process: proteolysis; negative regulation of apoptotic process.
UUAUGAGUGUGGGUUGGAGGGUGUGUUUGGUAUUGUGAGUGCCCCCAGCAUAUAAAGGAACUGAGAGUGAGAGGAAAGCACGAGGAAGGACGAAGGGAAGUUUAAUAGGGAUGUUUUGCAAGUUCAUGCUCAUGCAUUGAAAUCUGAAAAGAAUCCUCACUUUCAUUCAUUUGGACUGACUAACGUACAUACUAAAGGGGGCAGCUCACUCUGAUAGGGGGAACAAGGACACGCAUAAGCGGAAAAACAAAGCCAAGAUGGCCCUUGUUGAGGAAACUUCAGUGAAGGUGGCGUUGGAAACUGAAGCAUCACCUGAUGUACCUGAGGGUAAGACUGACUACCCCUUCACGGCCAGCAACAGUAUCUAUACUGCCAUUUUGAGCAGAAACGAGGCCGUCAAAGAUGCCAAGCGCCUGAAGAACUUCUUGGAGUUGCGAGACAAAUACGUACACAAGAAAGUCCUGUUUGAAGACCCUUUGUUCCCACCCAAUGAUUCCUCUCUUUGGUACAGCAGCAAAUUUCCCAUUGAAUUUGAGUGGAAGCGCCCAACGGAAAUCUGUGACAACCCCCAGUUCAUCAUAGACGGAGCUAGUAGGACAGACAUCUGUCAAGGAGAGCUGGGUGACUGCUGGCUGCUUGCUGCUAUUGCCUGUCUGACACUGAAUGACAAGCUGCUGUACAGAGUUAUCCCAUCAGACCAGAGUUUCACAGAGAACUACGCUGGUAUCUUCCAUUUCCAGUUCUGGCGUUAUGGCGAAUGGGUGGACGUCGUGGUGGACGACCGUAUCCCCACCUCCAAUAACCAGCUGGUGUUCACCAAGUCCUUCAGGAAGAACGAGUUCUGGAGCGCUCUGCUGGAGAAGGCUUACGCCAAGUUGCACGGUUCCUACGAGGCCCUGAAAGGUGGCAACACCCUGGAGGCCAUGGAGGACUUCACUGGGGGUGUGACAGAGUUCUUUGAGAUGUCCGAGGCUCCAAAAGAACUCUACAAGAUCAUGAAGAAAGCCCUGGAGAGAGGCUCUCUGAUGGGCUGUUCCAUAGACGCCUUGCUGCCGAGUCACUGUGAGACUGAAACUGCGAAUGGACUGGUCAGAGGCCACGCCUACUCUAUCACUGCACUAGAGGAGUGUGACAAGCUUAAGGUUACCAAGGAUACCAAGAUUCGCCUAGUUCAAAUGCGGAACCCCUGGGGAAUGGUGCUAUGGAAAGGGCCGUGGAAUGCCAAGUCCAAAGAAUGGUCCACCAUCUCCAGCUCAGACAAGGCCAGGCUGAAGAAGAAGACGGUUGAGACGAGCGAGACUUGGAUAUCCUUUGAGGACUUCAAAAAUAACUUCACCAAGCUGGAGAUCUGUAACCUGACCCCUGACACACUUCUGGACGACAGGUCCCAUAGCUGGACGGUGGCGGUCAACGAGGGCCGCUGGGUACGAGGCAGCUCCGCCGGAGGCUGCAGGAACUUCCCAGACACGUUCUGGACCAACCCGCAGUACCGCAUGCGUCUGUAUGAGGAGGACGACGACCCCGACGACCCCGAGCAUGUGGCGUGCACCGUCAUGGUGGCCCUGAUGCAGAAGGGCCGGAGGAAAGACCGCAGCAAGGGUGCCAAGCUUUACACCAUCGGAUUCUCCAUCUACGAGGUGCCCAAAGAGAUGAUUGGGAGCCAGCAGCACCUGCAGAAAGACUUCUUCCUUUACAAUGCCUCCAAGGCCAAAUGCAAGUCCUACAUCAACCUGCGUGAGGUGAGCGAGCGAUUUUGCCUGCCCCCCGGGGAGUACGUGAUCAUCCCUUCGACCUUUGACCCCCACGAGGAGGGAGAGUUUAUCCUCAGAGUCUUCUCCGAGAAGAACAGCACCUCAGAGGAAACCGAAAAUACAAUUAGGUCAGACCAAAUAGAGCAAGGCAAAAACAGGACAAAGAAAGGAAAGCCCAUCGUGUUUGUAUCAGACAGAGCGAAGGCCAACAAGGAGAUUGAGCAAGAUGACAUCGAGGUUCAGAAGGAGAAGAAAGAGAAACCAAAACCACAGCAACCGGAUGAGGAGAGCGGAGAACACAAAAUGUUCAGGGCCAUUUACCAGCAGAUUGCUGGGGAGGACAUGCAGAUCUGUGCCAACGAGCUCAAGGUGGUCAUGAAAAGGGUACUGGAAAAACAUAAUGACAUGAAGACGGACGGCUUCAGCUUAGAGAGUUGCCGGAGCAUGAUCGCUUUGAUGGAUACGGACGGCACAGGAAAACUGAACCUGCAGGAGUUCAAACACCUGUGGAGUAAGAUCAAAGCCUGGCAGCUGAUCUUCAAGAAGUAUGACAAGGACAAAUCCAGCACCAUCAGCAGUUUUGAGAUGAGGAACGCAGUCAAUGACGCAGGGUUCCGCUUAAACAACCAGCUGUAUGACAUCAUCACGAUGCGCUACGCUGACGAGCACCUCAACAUCGACUUUGACAGCUUCAUCUGCUGCUUCGUCAGGCUAGAAGGCAUGUUCAGGACGUUCCAUGCCUUUGACAAAAACGGAGACGGCACAAUUAAGCUCAACGUCCUCGAGUGGCUCCAGUUGACCAUGUAUGCUUAGAUCACCCAGCCAUCAGAGUCCUGCUCUCUGGUCUAACCUCAGCCAUGCUUCUACCAGCAUCGCUUAGAUCACCCAGCCAUCAGAGGAGUCCUGCUCUCUGGUCUACCCUCAGCCAUGCUUCUACCAACAUCGCCUUCCUCUACCUCAGCCAAUUCCCCAUGUUCUCUCUCUCCCAUGUUCUCUCUCUGACUAGACAUUGCCAUUACUCUCAUUCUAGCAUAGAAAACAAAUUAAAUGCAAUGGUGAUAUAUCAUUUGUGCAGCGUGACUGCAGAAAAUAUCUCACAACGACAAGAGAAGUGUGUAAUGUCUCAAGAAAGUACAUUAACACGAUGUAGCGAUCUUCUAAGACACACAGGUUGGCUGGAGAGAAAGACCACCUGGAAUGUCAACUUUGACUUGUGAGAGGUAUCACCCUGGCAGCACCGAGGGACUUGAAUGGGGAACACUUGCUCCAGUACAUUUGGUUAGUGCUUUAAACUACAAGCCUUCAAGUGUUAUUGCCUGUCCUUAAAGGGGAAGGUUUUAGAACGCCAGCUCACUGUAAAUAACAUGUUUAGCAUUAGUGGAUUGAAUACAUAUCAUUGCUUAGCUUUACUUCCUGAAGUGUUUCCAUUCCCCUUUAAGUCAUUGGUGGUAACUACAUUACAAGAUCAAUGUUGUGUUCCUGUAAGUCUCUGUGAUAAUAUCAUGUGGAUACUCAGAUCUCGAGAGACAGUGAUGACGUUGUUGGACUGGAUUGUUUCAGAAGCAUUUUUUCUUCUUCUUCCAUUAAAUUCAAACUUUUA